This is a messenger RNA of Patella vulgata (common limpet), 2577 nucleotides long. Its product is annotated as ceramide kinase. Bases 60 to 1451 code for a protein of 463 amino acids. Gene Ontology annotation, molecular function: kinase activity. The record is from RefSeq and is a predicted model, not a curated record. Lineage: Eukaryota; Metazoa; Mollusca; Gastropoda; Patellidae. The transcript has 12 exons.
AUAGUAGUUUAGGUCUAUAUUUUAAUUCUACAUACUAAAGCACUUGGAUCAAAUAGACCAUGCAAGAGGAAGGCCAUUUUGUUAGUGAAUCUAAACCAGUCAAGUUAUGGUUAAAUGAUCAAGGUGUUAAUUGGAUUGUUGACAAAAUACAAGUUUCAAUUCCCUAUAUAAAUAUCAUCGGAGUAAAAAAGGAAUCAGAAACAGAUGUGGAAGUUGAAAAGCACUCAACUUUCAGUUUGCAUUUUAUUCAAAAACCAAAGACCAAUGAUCAAAAUCAUAUACUGUUGCGCUCUAAUAAGAUCUUCAGUUGUAAGGGGAACUGCGCGGAUCUCAUUAAAAAGAUAACAGAUAGAUGUAAACAAGGGAAAGCUGGUAAUUUAUUGGUUAUUAUUAAUCCUAUUGGUGGAUGUGGAAAUGCUGAACAAAUAUACCAUGAUGUUGUUAAACCCCUGUUCAAUCUAGCUGCUAUAGAAACAACCGUAAUGGUUUCAGAUUAUCCAAAGCAUGUGGAAGAAAUGGGUAAAAAGACGGAUUUCAAUCUGUAUGAUGGGAUAGUGAUAAUGGGGGGUGAUGGAACAUUACAAGAACUGAUGCACAGUUUACUACGCAGGAUACAAAAGGCAGAAGGAGUUUGUUUGAAUAAUCCUGAAACUGAACUUCAUUCUUUAAAUAUACCUAUUGGUAUGAUUCCUACAGGAACUGGAAAUGGUUUAGCUGGUGGGUGUUACAAGACUAAAGACAUAGUCACUUCUGUGCUACACAUUAUACGAGGUGCAACAAGACCAACAAACAUAGUAUCUAUAUAUGAAAAUGAUCGUCUAGUUUCGUUCGCAUCUGUUAUAAUAGGAUAUGGCUACUUCUUAGAUCUGACAUCUAAAACAGACAAUAUGAGGUGGCUAGGUAGUUUGCGACAUCCAGUUGGCUUAAUAAAAUCGUUAUUUUCUAAACAAAGACUUUUUAAAGCAGAGAUUGAGUAUCACCCUGCUGAAGAUACAAAACCUCAUGGAAGAGCUCCAUACAGAUCUGGUACAGAUCUCAAAGAAACAGAUCUUAAUUCAGAAUGGAAGAAGAUAGAACCAGAGAUUAUGGGAUUUAAUGUAUAUCCUGGUGUUUUUAGAUGUGUGAAUGAAUCUUUCGAUUUUGAUCUUUCCUCGAGUGGCUUUACACUCCAACUAGAAAAACAUACAAGUCUGUGGACAUAUUUCCAAUAUCUGAUGGCAAUGAAAGAUUUUCAAGUAGAAUUUAUGGAGUUUGAUUUUUGUGAUUUUGUAAUGGUAGACGCUGUUCGCAUAAAACUAACAAAUAUUGGAGAACUGGAUAAAUGCGAUAUAGCUUUAGAACAUAAGAUUCAUUUUGAUGGUGAAAACCGAACAAUUCAUACUAAACAAUUCGAUAUCAGACUCCAUAAAAACCUUAUACGGGUGUAUUCUAGCUGUGAUAGCACAAUCUAAUAAUAGAUUGUAAUUAUGUACUUUUAAAAAAAUUAUAAUGUUUACUGAUUUCGACUGACAGGCAACUUAUUUUGAUACAUGACACAUUGUCCUUAAAUCUCACUCAUCGUAGGUUUGUAAUGUUUUGUUGUUUUUUAAGAUAUAAAAUAUAAUCAUCUAUAUAUUUAGCUAUUUUGUCACUUUUUAAAACCCCUUAAACGAAACCGCAUGCUAAAUCUCUAACGGUAUGUUUUAUAGUUUCAAUAAUCAAACAAGGAAUUAUAAAUAAAUUGGAUCUGGAGUGUAUGCACUAGAGAACCGAAUUAAUUGGGGGUGUCAUAAAUCCGCCCCCCUCCCCUGUAUUUUGGGUAUAUUACAGUAUAUGAACGGGAAUAAACGAUAGGAAAGUAUAUCAAAAGGGAACAGUAAAGGGUGUUUUAGAAAGUGCACACCCUUUAGUUUAAAAAAGUAUUCCCAUGCCCCAAAGGUAUGGCGGGGUAUCAGGUUCAAAAUGCGAUCUGCAGUAGAAAGUAGAAAAUAAAAAGCAAAAGAGAAAAUUCUUUCAACCUAAUAGGUCCACUUUUUCAACUUUAAGUCGUUAAAAUUUUACUUUCCACAGCAGAACUUCUACUUUCAAUAAUCAACUUUUGACAUUCGACUUUCAACUUCAGAUUUUCUACUCGAGAUUUUCUCCAUGCAUAUUACCGGAAAUAAAUUUGAUCACGUGACUAUUUCUGCAUGUCAUUAAAAUACUGCAUUUUUGAGUCGACCCUAAGUCCAAAACAAAUAGUCAGUCGAAUAAACCGGUCGAUGGCUUAUUAAAAUUUUGGAAUCGUUUGUAAUCUGUAUAAGUUAAAGAAAAAACGCACUAAUUCCAAUAUCUUUUAUCAUUGUUUUUGUUUAUUUUUUACGUCCCCUCAUGUUCAAAUUUGAUUGUUCAAAUUAAAACUUUAAGGUGUUAUCUUAGUUAUUGCCACCGCGGCUUAAUAAAGUCAUGCUUGACUUUUUCCCUCAUCCCCAUAUGCCCCCAUCUUUUAAGUGCACGCCAAUGUGUACACGGGACCUCGGUUUUUCGUCCCAUCCGAACGACUAGACAUCUGUCCUUGUCCACCUCCAAAAGAAUAGAGUCCCUAUAUAUGAUAUGUUG